Molecule: messenger RNA, 3680 nt
Organism: Lepisosteus oculatus (spotted gar)
Lineage: Eukaryota; Metazoa; Chordata; Actinopteri; Semionotiformes; Lepisosteidae
Gene: apeh2
Product: acylamino-acid-releasing enzyme
Biological process (GO): proteolysis
Molecular function (GO): serine-type endopeptidase activity
Source: RefSeq, a predicted model, not a curated record
GGGGUGGAGAGGAUCCCCAUGACCUGUACAGCGCUGUGAGUGGGGCGUCCAGAAAUUCCAUAUGAGUAUAAGGAAUUAUUAUUAUAUGGAGGAAAUGGAACAGUUUGAACUGCAGGUGGGGUGUUCAUCAAGCUCUGUGUGUGGGUUCAAGCUGUAUGGCCUCAUUACUGGGGUUAGCCAACAUGCUGCAGCUGAUGUAAUGGGUUAGCCCAGGUGAGCUCUGGAGCAGGUCCUGGCCCAAGAGCUGCUCAAAAGGAAUUCGGGCAGAGGACAUGACGGGGAAGAGUUUUCGGCACGGAGACACUCUAUCCUGAUGCUAGGCUGAGAUCGCCUGGGCUGAGCCCCGUCUCUCCUGGAUUCAUCAGUCUGUCCUUGUUUGUGGAGCUCAGGUCUCUUUCCUAUAACACUUAGACACUCCCCCUGAUGGUGAGGCAGGCUUUGGGCAGGGGAUCCCACUGCAGGAAAGAACUACAGUAUCGUGUACAUUUCUAGACCCACAAUUUAAAACGGUGAAAUUGCUUUAGCACAGCCGUUUGCUGUUGAUUACUCCUCGAACUACCUGGUAGUACAAGUGCAGUAUGCCUUUAUGUGUGUUUUAAAAACGACAGUUUUUUCUGAAUAUUUUCCAGAACGCAUAGAGGUUUAAUUUACAGUCCCUGCUCAGAGAAUCGCCAUUUUGUUACCGUAAGGGUUUCUUGUAAAAACACACGACGACGAUGCGCACACAGCUCAGCUCCUUGCGUCCUGCCGUUGUAAAGAUCAUGCAAGUCGUGCAAACAAAACAAAAAGAAGUAAAAUGGUGAUGACGGAGCCCCAGGCGGUCCGUGCGCUGUUCGGCAGGUACAGCCGGUACCCCUCACCUGUGGCCGCCGCGGCCGGACCCGAGGAGCCGGCGCCGGCGGGGGGGAGAUACAUCAGCCUCCUCACAGAGUGGACCCAGGCGCAGGAGGACCGGGGGCAGCGGGUGCGGUUCGGCAGGCAGUACACCCUGCUCCGCGCCGGUAGGACGGAGCUCCAGGCCCUGCCGCCGGGCCAGUGCUGCCACCUGCAGGGCGAGGUGCUCAGCAGCCAGUCUCCCUCCGGAUCCCUGAAGGCCGUUGUCCGGGAUGUCGCCUGUCACGGGGCUGGGGCACGGCACCAGGCCCUGGAGAUCUGGAACAAGAACGGGCUAGCGAAGAGCAUGGACUUGACUUCCCUCGACAAGCAUGGCAGGGUCUACGAGGAUGCUCAGUUCGGCUGCCUGGCCUGGUCGGGCUCGGAGAGCCGUGUGCUGUAUGUGGCAGAGAAGAGGCAUCGCAAGGCGGAGUCAUCCUGUCUUUCGGAAUCCGGGCCAGCCAAUGAUAGAGAAGGGGCGGGGCCUGCAGCCGAGGAGGAGGAGCCAACCCAGAAGGAGGACCAGUGCGUGUACUGGGAGGACUGGGGCGAGGGGCUGGCCGGGAAGAGCACCCCGAUCCUGUGCGUGGCCGACGUCGACAAGGGCAGCGUGUCCGUGCUGCGGGGCGUCCCGCGCCAGGUGUCCCCCGGGCAGGCCUUCUGGGCUCCAGGGGACGGCGCAGUCGUCUUCGUGGGCUGGUGGCACGAGCCGUUCCGCCUCGGGCUGCGGUUCUGCACCAACAGGAGGUCGGCUCUGUUCUCCCUGGACCUCGAAGGGAACUGUGAGCUCCUGUCCCCCGACACCACGGCCGUCUCCUCGCCGCGCCUCAGCCCAGACGGCCGUUACAUCGCCUACCUGCAGGGCCAGGUGUUCGGGCCGCACGCCCAGUGCCUCCGCCUGCAGCAGUUCGACAGGGAGACCAGGAAGACCGCCCUGCUGCUGGACCUGGUGAAGAGGCCCGGGAAAGGGGAGUUCGCGGGCCUGUACGAGCCCCUGCUGCCCCGGCGCUGCUGGGCCGCCGACAGCCAGAGGCUGGUGUUCAGCAGCGCGAGGAGGAGCAGGAAGGACGUCUUCGUGUUGGACACCGUCUCGAGGAGGGUGACCCGCCUCUCCGACAGCUCAGAAUUUGGGAGCUGGAAGUUGCUGGCCAUCGAGAGAGACCUGAUGGUGGUCAGCUGCUCGUCGAUCAACUGCCCGCCAUGCCUGAAAGUGGGGUUCCUGCCGCCAGCCGGAGGAGAGGACAGGGUGUCUUGGGUGCCCCUGGAUGACCUGCAGUGCGUCCCCAGCAUCGAGUGGCAGAUCAUGGACUUCACUCCCCCUCCCGAAGAGGAGAACAAGGAAUACUCUGGCCUGGAUUUUGAUGCCCUGGUGCUGAAGCCGCGUGGCAGCAGAGCAGGAGCCCGUGUGCCGCUGGUGGUGUUUGCCCACGGCGGACCCCACUCCCAGUUCUCUGCCGAGUGGAAUGCGUUCUCAGCGGCCCUGGUCACUGUGGGCUUCUCUGUGCUGAUGGUGAACUACCGGGGCUCCACGGGGUUCGGGCAGGACAGCAUCGUGUCUCUCAUCGGGAACAUGGGGAGCCAGGACGUCAAGGACGUGCAGAGAGCCGUGGUGACCCUCCUGCAGAGCGACGCGACCCUUGACCCCCGCCGAGUGGCCGUGCUCGGGGGUUCCCACGGCGGCUUCCUCGCCUGCCACCUGGUCGGCCAGUACCCCGACUUCUACCGCGCCUGCGCCGCCCGGAACCCCGUCAUCAACUACGCCACGCUGCUGGGCACCAGCGACAUCAUCGACUGGCGCUACACCGCGGCGGGUCUGCCGUACUCCUUCGACCAGCUGCCCACCGCCGACGCCCUGGCCGCCAUGCUGGAGCAGUCCCCCAUCGUGCACGCCCCCCAGAUUCGGGCUCCGGUCCUCCUGAUGCUGGGAGGGAGAGACAAGAGGGUGUCUCCACACCAGGGGCUGGAGCUGUACCGGGCGAUGAAGAGCAGGGGCUCCCCCGUCAGGUUGCUGUGGUUUGAGGAGGACGGUCACUCCCUGUCUCGAGUGGACACCCAGUCCAGCUGCUUCGUCAACGUAGUCCUCUGGUUCCUCCGGCAUCUGGACAUCUGCUGACUGGUGCAUCCCAGCACUCCGGGACGCUGGCGCUGUCCGAGCCCUGCGGGAAUGCUCCUCUCCGGGAAUUCUUCUUUUCCAGCCGGGACUCUGCAGCCCUCGGCGCUUCCUGUAACUGAACUGCACUGUCUCCGGAUCCCUCUGGGAUUCCUUUUUCUCCCGAAAACGGAGAUGUCUCUGAGGCCCCAGAGUAGACAGCGGAGGGACAUGUACUGAUUUUGGAUCGGUGGUGCUCCAGACGUCCUAGUGCUGUUAAUCCGACUGUCUGGCUGGUCGGAGAGCUGGAGAGCUUUGCAGGAGCAUGGAGGUCAGGUUUGUGUCUGCAGUGUAGCCUUGUCGCCUUAGGCCAGAGUUUCUUCCGUACCCCUGGCAGUCAGUGUGUGGGUCGCCCCGCCAUCAGUGGGGAGUCACCACAGAGAUUUGAGCUGUGGUUCACCAGAAUGGAUUACUCGCAGAGCACCAUGGAAUGAGGAGAGCGGGAUUUAAUAUCCCCCACGGAAUGAUGACGAUGAAGACAUUCCUAUCGCGGCCUGGACUUGUUCCUCGUCUUCCUUUGCGGCCACCAGGGGGCGAUGGCGCUCUUCACACGAGUUUCCCCUCCUGUUGCAAACACUGCAGCGUGUUGUAAGGCGCAACGCUUUAAAUAAACAAGACAGUAACGUUAACGGCAUUAAAACUUUUUUUUUUCCCCCUU